AUGAGCCAAAGGUCACUCCUUCCUUUUGCAUACACUUCCUCGGUUUCUGAGGAGGUACCACUCAAUACAGAACCACGAGAUAGGGCCAUAAUUGACGAAAAUGCCACGAGUAUGUAUCACACAAGAACAAGUAACAGGGUGAGGCGGGAACUUCCCGAGCAUGUUUCGAUCCCAAUGUUGAAAAGAAAGAUGGGAGCCAGUUUCAAUGAAAAGGAUGAUGUGAAAAGACGGGAUAUAAAUGAUCUGGAAGAAAUGGAAGGGAGCGAAACAACUAUGGUGGACGAGAUAGAUGAAUAUCUGGAAGGGAACCAGGUUCCAAAAAGAGUUUUCAAGCGCCCAACAAAGGUUCCAUCCACAUUUCUUCCAAGUAGCCCUCCAAUUGAGCCCCUUGAUAACUUUGGUUCCGACUUGGAUAUGACCACAGGUACCGAUCCCAUUCUUCCUAGCUCACCCAGUAGGGAGCACCGAGAUGAUCAGUAUUGGGCGAGAAUGAGCCAGUCACCACUGAAAGCACGAAACCUCAGUUCGGAUGCCGAUUUUGGUAUUGAUCGCUUCAAUAGGUUCAAAAACCCUUCAAUUCAACAGUUCCAAUCAAGUGAAGCAGACGAAGCAGCACUAGAAUUGAGAAGGAACUCCCAUGAUAGGGCACGCGACAUCAUAAUGGCUUGCUUCGAAGACAUCAAUACCACAAUAAAUCUCGAAAGUAUGAAUCUUGUUGAUAUACCUGAGGAAAUCAAAGACUUUGAUAACUUGGUUAUCUUUAAUUCCGAACCCACCACACAAAUCUCAUUUCAGCUUUACCUCACAAACAACUCAAUAACGUUCCUACCCCCAGCAUUAUUUGACUUUCGUAGGCUUAAUGUCCUCGGUCUACGUCAAAACAAGAUACAUAGCAUUCCCCCAUUGGUGAAACGACUCAAGAACCUCACUGACUUAUACCUCGGUACCAACAGACUAUCUUUCCUCCCUCGACAAAUAUUGGAGCUCGAAAACCUACACACAUUUCGUGCUGGCCCAAAUCCAUAUAUCAAAAUACCCGAGGAUGCUAUUUCCAUAACUACUUCUACCCUUAACCCCGUCAAGAUGAUCAAGUACGUCACACCAGUGCGUUACCUCAAGAACAAAUCGCUGAUUCCUACUUUGAGAACUUUUUGCUUAAAUACCAUCGCCAAGUACGAUGUGUCUUACCAUGAGACCAAAGUAUGGAAAAAGAAUACUCCUCAUAUACAUCAUUCAUUACUUACUAAGGCUAUAUCGAGGGGACAGUAUGAGGAAACAUGUAGUGAAUGUGAUUUGAUAGUGGUCGAUCCUGCGGCUGAAGCAUAUGAAUGGUGGGAUAUCUUGCAAAAUAAAGACAUUCCAAUAAAGCGUGAAUUUUGCAGUGGAAUGUGUGCUAGAAAGUGGGAAUCUUCAUACCUAGAGUUGUCGAACGAUUCGUGA
This is a messenger RNA of Meyerozyma guilliermondii ATCC 6260, 1440 nucleotides long. RefSeq lists its product as uncharacterized. The transcript has a single exon. The coding region runs from base 1 to 1440 and encodes 479 amino acids. Gene Ontology annotation, molecular function: protein binding. The record is from RefSeq and is a predicted model, not a curated record. NCBI's taxonomy places the organism in Eukaryota, Fungi, Ascomycota, Pichiomycetes, Serinales, Debaryomycetaceae.